GGGUUCCGGGGGUGACGUCAGGCCCCCUCCUUGAUUAAAGGCUCCGGGGUUCCCCGGCGGCGCGGCUAUAGUGUGUGAAAGUUCUAGGGCUGCUCGGCACGUGCGAGGGGCAGGAGGCGGAUCGGCCGGCGGCCCCCAUGGAGCUCGCCCGCUAUGCGCAGCAUCGCCCCUUCCACUGCAGCCUCAUGGGCUCGGACCCCUACAAGCCUUUCCCCGCUGCCGGGGCCGCCCAGCCCAAGCCGAGCCCAGCCCGAGCCGAGCCCCAGCAGCCGGCGCCGCCGCAGCCCCGAGCGGCCGAGCCCACCCGGAUGAUCGCCGACCCGAUCAAGGGCAGGCUUUACUGCAAGGGACGUCUGCUGGGCAAGGGAGGAUUUGCAAGAUGCUAUGAAAUGACAGACAUCAACAGCAACAAAACCUAUGCCGUGAAAGUUAUUCCUCACAGCCGAGUGGCUAAACCACACCAACGGGAGAAGAUUAUGAAUGAGAUCGAGCUGCACAGAGACCUGCAUCACAAGCACAUUGUCAAGUUCUCGCAUCACUUUGAUGAUUCGGAGAACAUCUAUAUCUUCCUGGAACACUGCAGCAGGAAAUCCCUGGCACACAUCUGGAAAGCCCGGCACACGCUGCUGGAGCCGGAGGUGCGGUAUUACCUCAAACAGAUCAUAUCGGCCUUGAAGUACCUCCAUCUCAAAGGCAUCCUUCACCGGGACCUCAAACUGGGCAACUUUUUUGUCAAUGACAACAUGGAGCUGAAAGUUGGAGACUUCGGCCUCGCCGCCCGGCGCGAGUCUAUGGACCAGAAGAAAAAGACGAUAUGCGGCACCCCCAACUACCUCGCUCCUGAAGUGCUCCACCGGCAGGGCCACGGGCCGGAGUCCGACGUGUGGUCUCUGGGCUGUGUCGUGUAUACCUUGUUGUGCGGGAACCCUCCCUUUGAGACCUCGGACCUCAAGGAGACAUACAGGUGUAUCAAGCAGGUGGAAUACACCCUCCCAGCUGUCCUCUCCACGGCAGCAAAGCAACUGAUCAUGGGCAUCUUGAAACGCAACCCGCGUGACCGCCUCACGCUGGAGGAGAUCCUGGACCAUGAAUUCUUCACCAAAGGUUACACACCUGAUAAGCUCCCCCCCAGCAGCUGUGUGAUGAUGCCAGAGCUGAGUCCCCCCAACCCGGCAAAGAGUCUGUUUGCAAAAGUCACCAAGACGCUGUUUCGGAAAAAGAAACCCAAAAUUAAGAAGGGCCCCUCUGAAGAGAAGGAGGACAUCUCCAAGUUGGUUGUUGGCCUCAUGAAGACCUCCAUCUGCAGGCAGAUGAGCUACAAAACCGUGGAAGGGAAUGAGGUGAUCCCCUUGACAUGUCAGAGCGCCAACUGCAGCCCCGUGGAGACACUGGCAGAAGAGGGUUCGCGGAAGUCCGUCUCCAAGCCCAUUAGGGGGACAGCAGCCAGCAGCUGUGAAGUGUUUGAAGAGUGCAUCACGGCCUCUGUGGUCACUGAAUCUGCCAUCGGACUCCUGAAGAGCUGCCUGUCCUCCAUGCCUCCAGCCAAGCGGAACCCUGCCUCUCUGGCUUGCCACGAGCACUUUGCCUGGGUGAGCAAGUGGGUGGACUACUCCAACAAAUACGGCUUUGGCUACCAGCUGUCCAACCACCGCAUCGGGGUCCUUUUCAACGAUGGGACGCACAUGGCUCUGUCGGCUGAUCGGAAGAUGGUACAUUACAACCUGACAAACAGCAAACACUUCGCCUUUCCCAUGUCGGCCAUCCCAGAGCAGCUGCAGAGCCAGACGAGCGUCCUGCGGUACUUUGCCUCCUACAUGGAGCAGCAUCUUAUGAAGGGGGGAGACCUGCCCAGCAUAGAUGAGAUUGAGCAUCCUGCACUGCUGCUCUUGCAGUGGGUGAAAACUGAUCAGGCCUUGUUGAUGCUCUUCAGCAACGGAACGCUCCAGGUGAACUUUUACAACGAUCACACCAAGGUGAUCCUCAGCAAGCCAGACCAUUCCUGUCUCCUGACCUACGUCACCAAGGACCGCAGCUCCUACACAUACAAGAUGAGCAGCAUCAGGGAGCUGGGUUGCUCUCCAGAGCUCCAGUUCCGGCUCAAGUACGUCCUCAAGCUCCUCCAGGAGAGGGCAGACACCUAGGCUGGGGCCUUGGGAGAAGCCUCCUUGGAUUCGAAAGCCUUCCCCUGUCAUGUCAAUGGAAUGAGUGACAGCUCUGGCUGCCCACCAGAACUUUCUUACCCAGCUAAAUAUGACUGGGCUGAAGGAACUUAGAUAAGCGCAUCUGGAUAUUUUGACUUGGUAGCAGCUGGCCUUCAUCUCUGAUGCCUGCCGGCUGUUUAUACUGAAAUCCUUGCCCUGGCGUUUGUCAGCUGACUGCUUCAAUCCAUGAAGGAGACGGGGAGGUGUGUGUGGGGUGAAGUUAGAUGUCAAGUUUACUCCUGUGUAAUCUUUACACAGCUUAAGUCGUGCACGUGGUUGGGUAGGGGAAUCUCCGGGGGACAGCUGUUCCUUUUCCUCCCAUGCAAGCUGAGGAGAGAAGGAACAAACCUGAUUUUUAAGGGAGAGAAAAAUCUUUGUCUAGUGUCUAAAUGUUAAGAGCCCAAUGCCUGUCCAGGUUGGUGUGCUGUCCUGGCCUCAGAGCUGGGGCAAGGAGGAGCUGAGAACCAUGCUCCAUCUGGGCUUGGUUAGAACCUCCCUGCUCCCACCCUGCCUGGUCCACAUGGGGAAGGCUCCUAGUGAAACCUGCCCAGCCUGUGGGUGGCCGGAGUGAAGGGGAAGCUGCUUUUAGCUCCUCGGGCAGCGCUGCUGACUUUACGCUGAGCUGCUACCCCUAGGGACUCUCUUCUGCAGAGGGGGUGCCCUCCAUGUCACUCUCUGGCCCUGGGGGUGGGAUCUUAGCUAACACGAGCAUCUUGCCUAGAGGCCUGAGAGCUGGAUCGGGGCCAGGGCCACCCAGCAGGGGUGGGAGAGUCUGCUGUGCUAUGGGGCAGACCAGCCUGGGCACAGACACCAGAAAAUACUUGAUUGAACUUGAAAAUCUCUCUGAGCUUAACGCUCAAGGUACAGCGGGAGCCCAAUUGCUAUGUCAGGAGGGGGUGAGAAUAAGGAUACCCUCUCUGAGGGAGGAGGUACGGUGUUGCCAACUUACCAAUGCCAAGAGCUCUAAGGCAGAGCCUUUGUGUCAGCCCAGGCUGGCCCCUAUUCCGGCCAUGGGUGGGCAAUGGGAAAACUGCAGAAUUGUUACACUAAGGAGGGGCCAGGGUCCCUCUCAUGCUGAGGCUUGGUGCAGGCACAUCCCCUGCUUGUCUUGCAGCUUGCGCCAGGGAAUGUGAAUUGCCACAGUACAGACUCAGAAUGCUUUAAAAAGGAGCCCUUGGCCAGCUGGGACCUAAACAGGGUUGAUAUUUUUUUUCUCGUUUCCAAACACAGGUUUUUUGGCUUGAUGAAAUUAUUUAUGUAUUUGUAUUUAUAUUGAAUUAUUUAUUUCACCCUUCCAUGGUCUCCUGUCUGUGCAGGGCCCUGUUUGCUCCGUGCCUUAAUCCCUAAUAAAAAUGUUCCUUUUAUAAA
Messenger RNA from Dermochelys coriacea (leatherback sea turtle), 3569 nucleotides. RefSeq names its product polo like kinase 3 (gene PLK3). Lineage: Eukaryota; Metazoa; Chordata; Testudines; Dermochelyidae. Gene Ontology annotation, molecular function: ATP binding; protein serine/threonine kinase activity; protein binding. Gene Ontology annotation, biological process: regulation of cytokinesis; mitotic cell cycle; protein phosphorylation. Gene Ontology annotation, cellular component: centrosome; cytoplasm; spindle pole. Bases 138 to 2141 code for a protein of 667 amino acids. The record is from RefSeq and is a predicted model, not a curated record. The transcript is spliced from 15 exons.